Messenger RNA from Schistocerca gregaria, 8904 nucleotides. RefSeq lists its product as uncharacterized. The transcript is spliced from 4 exons. Lineage: Eukaryota; Metazoa; Arthropoda; Insecta; Orthoptera; Acrididae. The record is from RefSeq and is a predicted model, not a curated record. The coding region runs from base 6386 to 8353 and encodes 655 amino acids. Gene Ontology annotation, molecular function: nucleic acid binding; zinc ion binding.
GUUUUACUUCAGAUUUUUGGAAUUUUUCUUGUAGAAACAUUUUCGUUUUUGAAGAGGUGGGACACUGUUCUGGUCGGAGAACGCAUUGGCUAUCGAUGUAUGUGUCGUAUUGUCGUUCGAUAAGUUAUUUUGAAAAUGUGGCGUAGUGAUGUUUUGGGCAUGUGACAAUAAUAAUUUGCUGCUGUGAAGUAGUUAUAAGCCUUUACAAAGUUUCAGUGCUGCGUUUUUAUUCAGAAAAAUUGAAUGGUUUAUUCAAGAAAGAUUUGGCCUAUUUCACUGGAGUAGAGGUGUCUUAGGUAAUUGAGUCCUACAUUGAACUGAACUGAACCCUGAUUACCUGCGAAGAUGUGUCUGGAGAUGCCCGGGACAGCAGUGGAUAUGAACCUGACUGCCAGCCGCCAUCUGGCCCAACAACCUGGAGUGGUUGUCUUGGGUGCCAUUUCAUUUCAUAGCAGGAUUAUGGCACCCUUACAGCACAGUGGAAAAUAAAAUUGAGUUGGUGACAAAAUUUAAGGGCAUGCUUCAAGAAGGACUAAGACCUGGACGAACAUUGAGAAAAUGCAAGAAAUAUGAAUGACUGCUCUGAUCAGCUGCUGUUCUUUUGCCAUUCUUGAACAAAAGGCAAAAUAGCAACAGUGGUCCAGAAGACUAUAAAACCCCGCUGGAACAAUCAAUUAGGUGUACUGCCAGUAUUUUAAAAUCUUCAGAGGAACCUUCAGAGUUAUUAAACAUUGAUGAAGGUACAGGAAUCAGCCACAACCACCACAAGUACUUGUCGACAGUCUUCAGUGUCAUCAGUGCUCAGGGAAAAAAAUGAAGGCAAGAAGUUGUUACAGUUUUUUUUUAAAAAGAAAAAACCAAUAAAGUAGUUGACGAGGACAUGGAUUUUAUACUAUCUUUAGUGCCUUCAUUACAAAGGCUGAAUCAAGAAGAAAAAUUGAAAUAAGAAUUAAAUUCCUGCAGGCAGUUGCUGAUGCAGAACGAUCAAGUGGAUCUCGGUCAUCAGUCGCAGAAGAGAUAUAGUUGAGGUCCACUUGUUUGAAUCAGAAUAAGAGAUGGAAUCCAAAAUUUUCGGGACUGGUGCUGCCAUCUGGAAAGUAGGAGUAGUAGAUCUUCGCACCGCUAGGUGGCGAGAGUUGCAUAUCUGAUGAGUCAGUGUGCGGAGUGGAAUUCAACUGGGAGGACGUGUUACGUAUCCACAGUGAUUUCCAUGAUACUCUGUGUUUGGUGUUUGGUGAUUUUAGAUUUUACGAUGGAUCCGCGAUCAGAGCAGCAUGUGUGUAUCAAAUUCUGUGCGAAUCUCUGGAAAAGUGCUACAGAGACCCUUGCAAUGAUUCAACAAAUGUUUGGCAGGCAGAGCAUUAACUGUACGCCAGUGUUUGAGUAGCAUGCUUGGUUCAGGGCCGGCCGUACGGACGUUGAAGACUGGAAGGCCCAUUAGCUGGACAACACCAUACAUUGUUGCCAAACUUCAACAACUGGUUAAUGCUGAUUGACGUCGAACCAUUUAAGACCUUGCGGGUGAAGUGGGUAUUGGUUGUGGGACAUGUCAACUAAUGUUGACUGAUGAAUUGGGCAUGCAUCGUGUCACCGCAAAAUUUGUGCCGAGGAUCUUGACUGCCGAUCAGAGGGCAGAGCGUGUUGAAGUGUGCACGGACCUUCGUCAGACCGCAUCUGAUGAUCCAAUCUUCUUGUCACGUGUUCUCACUGGCAACGAAAGCUGGAUUUACGAUUAUGACCCAGAGACAAAUCAAUAAUCAUCUCAGUUGAAGAGUCUGGGCUCUUGAAGACCCAAACAAGUGAGAAGGUGAAGAGCAAAGUGAAGAAUGAUCAUCGUUUUCUUUGAUACCAAGGGAAUUGUGCACAAAGAAUUUGUCCCACCCAACCAAACAGUGAAUUCCGCAUACUACGGCAAUGUUUUGUGAUGGCUCCGUGAGAACGUGGGGCGACAACGGCCUGAACUUUGGUGUCAAGGGAACUGGCUGCUGUAUCACGACAACGUGCCCUGUCACACUUCCUUGCUCACCAGGUCCUUUUUCACAAAAACAACAUCGUGGUUGUACCUCACCCACCGUAAUCUCCCGAUUUGGCAACUUGCGACUUCGCGCUAUUCCCAAAACUGAAACUCAAGUUGAGAGAGUGUCAUUCCAUGUCAGAUCAACACACUUUAAAUAAAUAAAUUUCCCCACCCGCUUAGAUUUUGCUGAAAGUUGGUAUACUUAUAGUGGGUGCUGAAACUAAGAAAAAACCAAAUUUCAAUUUUUUACCUCAGACCAUUCCUGAAAUAUGGUGAUGUAAACUUUUCAAAAACUGGCCAAAAACGCGUGUCAGACAUUUUUUAAAAAAAAUUUCCCUAGGAGCUGCCCUAAUUGAGCUCGAGAACUGGGAAAGGUGUGACUUUGCAGCAUUUUUCAUGCUCUUUCCAGUGAUAGGCAAAAAAACAUAGCUUAUAAUUAAUAACCUUUUUCAAAAUGGUAAUUAAUAUUUUGAUUUCAUUUUUUACAAAAAGUACAUAAUUGAAAAUUUUCAAAAUAUUUCCAUAACUACUUCAUACUAUUGUAAAUAACAUGGCAAAAUAUAAAUGAGGGAUGAGGAUGGGUUCAUUGUUAAAAAAAAUUAUUCUGGACUCCUGUUUUUCACUAACAGCCCUAAGGUAGUCUGUCAGUAGAGGACCGUAUACAUAGUGCUUGAUGUCUGUACAAUAAUUCAGAGACUGGAGCCAUUGUUGAGAUGAUGUAGUCUGCAUUGUUACCUUCUAAGGCUUGGUGUGCCUACAGCAUUAUUGUGCACUGUGGUUUUAGUGCAAAUGAAUUGUUGCCUCUGUGUUGACCAGUCUGUAUCUAUUAUAUUUAAUAGUUCAUUUUCAAGUAAAUCUAUACAUUGAAGAACAGUUUAUAAGUGGUUUUUGUAUAAAUAUGGAACCAAGUAAAAAGUGCAGUGUUGUAAUCCAUUGAAGAAGUCAAAUCAUUUUAUUAGACACAGAAAAAAAACUGAGAAAUGUCUCAACAUGGAUGCCCAAAUUAUUUCCUCAAAUACCAAGUGGUGCCAAGAUUUGUGAUAAAUGUAGGAAAGAUGCAACCAAAUUGAAAAAUACACCAGAGCCCAUCAGUGAUGAAAGUGUUGAUGAAGAAUCUUCUGGAUCAGAGAUAAUCAUUGAAGACCCUGACUUCACUCCAACUUCAAGAACUAGGUGAGUCCCCAAUUGACAAGAGAAAACUAACAUCUGGGCAUUACGCCAAAUCAAAAGUGAAGAAAAUCUCAUCAAUGACAUGGAAACUUUUUGUUGCUCCUGAAACUUCUUCGUCAGAUACUGAUACUAAUGAAUCCGUUCUUGAAAAUCUUAGAAGAAACUUUAAAAAUUGUAUAACUAGAGCAAAAAAACUAAUGAUUCUUACAAGUUUACCUGAAAAGUGGAGAGUCAGGAAAAUAAUGGAGCAAUUUAAUGCUCCUAAUUACAUUGUUUGGCAGUCCAAAAACAUUUUUAUAGAGAGAGGAUUCAUGGAAGGUCCAAACCCAAAACCAGGGAAGUGUUUACCAACAGAAACUGUCCAAACUGUACAUUCAUUUUAUGAAAAUGAUGAAGUUAGCAAUGCCAGGUAUAAAAGAUUGUGUGACAAUUACAGAAAAAAAGUGGAAAUAAAACAAAAAUAUCAAAAAGACUUAUUUUGUGUAAACUUAAAGAAGCUUACAAGCAUUUUAAAGACAAGUUUUCUAACAUAAAAAUAGGUUUCUCUAUAUUUGCUGAGUUGAGACCCAAACAUAGUCUAUUAGCUAGCCGGAGUGGCACACACACUAUCUGCGUGUGCACAACUCACCAAAACUUAAAAUUAAUGAUAGAAAAUUCCAAACUAAAUACAGUAACAAACAGCAGCUUAAACAAUUAUAAGCAGUGCAUUGAAAAAAAUGCUUUGCAACCCAUCAUCAGUUGAUUGCAAUUUGGAAAACUAUGAAUACUGCCUAGGAGAAACUGUCAUAUGUAAAAUUUUAAGUCUCUUUUCAUGAAAACUUAAUAGAACAAGUUCAGUUCCGACAGUGGAUGUCAGUUGACCGAUGUAAUCUGGAAAUUGUUCAGAAAACUUCUGAAGAAUUCAUAGAUUUAUUUUGUAGUAAGAUGUCGACUUUGAUUCGGCAUGACUUCAUUGCCAAGCAACAACAAACAUUCCUUAACUCCACAAGAGAAAACCUUAUGUAAUCUUAAUUUGUUGUCAUGUGUGAUUUUUUUUUUCAGAAAAUUAUAGUAUAGUUCUUCAGGAUGAAGCUCAGAGUUGCCAUUAGACAAGACAACAGAUUACCAUUCAUCCUUUUGUUAUAUAUUACAAACUGGAAGACAAAAUUGAGCAUAUGAGCUUUGUCAUUGUUUCUGAUUGCCUGGAGCACAAUACAACUGUGGUUUACACCUUUCAAAAGCAGAUAAUUUAAUAUCUAACAAAUAAAUUUCAAAAGAUUCCAAAAAAGAUAUACUAUUAUUCUGACGGUUCUGCUGCUCAGUAUAAAAAUAAGAAAAACUUCCUGAUCCUUUGCCUUCAUGAGGAAGACUUCAACAUAAAAGCUGAGUGGCACUUUCCAGCCACAGCACAUGGGAAAGGGCCUUGUGAUGGAGUAGGGGGUUCAGUAAAGAGACUGGCAGCUCGUGCAAGUUUGCAAAGGCCCAUACCAAAAUCAGAUCCAAACCGCACGAGAUCUAUUUGAGUGGGCAGUAGAUAAUAUCACAAAUGUUGAUUUUGCAUAUUCCACUCAAGAAGACUACGCUGCUUCAGAAAUAUUCUUAAAAAGCCAACUUGAAGAGGCAUUGACAAUCAAAGGAACAAAGCAAUUUCACGCUUUCAUUCCCAACACUAUAACAAAAUUAAUAGUCAAAUACUUCUCAGGUGAUAUGUAGAGUUGGGAGAGUGAAAUAACUACAUUACCAGACAAACUGAAGUUAAAAGAUGUAUCAGGCCAUGUCACCACUGUAUAUGGCAGAAACUGGUGGCUUGGGUACAUUUUAGAAAAAAAUGAAGAACUUGAUGAAGUGAAAAUAACUUUUCUUCAUCCAUGUGGACCAGUUAAGUAAUUCUCUUAUCCUGCACAUGCAUAUGUCGUGUGGGUGUCAGUUGCGGAUUUUCUCAGGAAAGUGAAUCCAUUUACUCCGACAGGGAGAACAUUCAUUCUUAAUGAAAGUGAUGUAAACCAAACCCAGUCAGCUUUAUUAAAAUGUAAUAUUUGAAGUUCCAAGACAAUUUAUCUAGAAAAUGCUUUCAACUCAAAACUUAAUUUUUGUCUCAGGUUAGUGUUAAUGUAUAUUUUAUAGAAAGUUGUUUCAAAAUUAUUGUUAGUACCUAUUGUGUUAAAUUUAGCUUCAUACAGAUACGUGUUACUCAAAAACAAGCAUUACGUAUUUAAUUUGUUUAAUAGUUCCAUUUCAAACAUCAUGGACCAGAACUGUUAUGUAAAUACUUGUACUUUAUUUCAGUUUGUAGUUAAAUGCUCAAUUUCUUGUUUUUGUUAUAUCGGUUAAUAUACUGUUAGUGAAUUUGUAUGAAAUUAAAAUAAGCAAUAACUUAAUUAUAAAAUAUGCUGAUUAGUUUUGGUGUAAUAAGGUGAUGUUUGAUAUUUCUAAUACUUUAUUUACUUACCUUUCAGUAUAUUUUAAAGAAAUUCCUGUUUGUUAAAGGUCAAUUUGGUCAAACUAGGGCCGUUACUGUAAAACAAGAGUCCGGAAUAACUUUUUUAACAAUGAACCCAUCAUCACCCCAGAUUUAUAUUUUGCCAUGUGAUAUACAAUAGUAUGAAGUAGUUACGGAAAUAUUUUGAAAAUUUUCAGUUAUGUGCUUUUGUAAAAAAAAUAUAAUUAAAUCAAAAUAUUAAUUAGUAUUUUGAAAAAGGUUAUUAAUUAGAAGCUAUGUUUUGUUGUACAUCCCUGGAAAGACCAUGCAAAAUGACACCUUUCCCAGUUCUCUAGCUCAAUUAGGGCAGCUCCUAGGACAAUUUUUAAAAAGUCCGUUCACACAUUUUUGGCUGGUUUUUGAAAAGUUUACAUAGCCAUAUUUCAGGAAUGGUUUGAGAUAAAAAUUGAAAUUUGGUAUUUUUCUUAGUCUCAGUGCCCACUAUAAGUAUACCAACUUUCAGCAAAAUCUAAGAGGGUGAGGUAAAAUAGGUGUGUUGAUUUGACUUGGAAUGACUAAAGACCAUCGGUUCAACACUCUAAAGGGAAUUCGAGAAGCAUCGCUGGCGGUAAUAAACACCCUCAAAGAACAGAACUUCAGAAAAUGUUUGACCAAUGGCAUAAGUGCUGGGUCCAGUGUGUACAUACAAAUGGGAACUACUUUGAGGGUGAUGGUGACCAAUAGUCCAAAGGAUUUGGCUCAGUAGUGUUCAGGACCAGUAACUUCUGCAGUUCGUCACAAUGAGUUACGAGGAAACAACAGGAGAUUUAAAUACAUCAGUUGGUGAAUUGGCCAACUUGAUGAAUGAUACUUUCACAUGCUGCAUGAGGAACUAUGAAGCUUUAUUGCCUUACUUUGAGAAAAAUGAUACAACACCUAAAAUAUAUCGUAGAUUAGUGCAUGUUAAUAUAUUGUUGAACAAGUUAAAUGAAGAACUUGUAGGACUGAGAGUUGACUAUUUAACUCUGUCAUCAUAUGAACAAAAAGGGGAGCCUGUUCUGUCUGAGGGAACUAGGAAGAGAAGAGGCUCUGAGGUAAGCAGAAGCGGAGCCAAAAGUAUAAAGACGGAAAUACCAGUUUCCAGUAAUACUGAGUUUUCAGUUACAUUAUUUUCAGAGACUGGAAUCAGUAAGCACUCAGGGAAUUUUGUAUCAGUGGAUACUGAAGGAACAAAACACACAAACGUACAGAAGUCAGAUGUGCACUGUGCCAAAAAUAUAAAAUCAGAAGUACAUGACUCAGAUGAAGUUGUAGAUUUAGUUGAAUUCACUGCAGGUAGUAGUUACACUCCAACAGUUCAGACAGCAUGUGAUACUAUAAAUAAUGGGAUGACAGUACAUAUUGCUGGUGAUGAGAAAAAUGCAUGUGUGUUAGGUAGACUUGUGGGAGGUAAUGCAUGUGCUAAACCUGCUGACAAAAUUACUCAGAAUAAAAGUAAUGAAGAGUGUGUUCGAUUGCAAAAUGUCAACAGUGAGACUAGAAAGCAAAAGGAAUGUGAAUCCGGUGGUGGUGGUGAUAGUAAAGAUUACGACAUUCACAGAGGACUACAAGGAGAAGUUAGUUGUAAAACUUCUGUGUCUUGCCAAGCAGAGACACCAUUUGAUGAUAAAAAAUCUCCUGUUGCUUUCACUACUUCUGAUACGGAAUCUGCUAUGUUGGUAAAAGAGAGAAAAAUCAGUUGUAACAAGGGGGAGAAAGGAGCUCCUCAUUCUCCUAGGAGAGACGAAAGAGCUGAUAUACCUGUUCAGAGAGGAGAGGAACUGUGUGAUAGAGAACUUGAUCAAUAUGGUGUCAUAAGGCACAAGAAAGGGCAAUUUAAGUGUACAGUAUGUGACUGUAUACUUUGUACUAAAUACGCAGUGUAUGAUCAUUUGAAAGGAAAGAAGCAUAAAAAGAAACUAGUAACUGCAAAGAACAGUUCUGCUAAAGGGCCUGGAAUUUUUCAAAGCAGCUUUGAAAGUACCAGUACUGCUUCCGUUUCAGUGUGUUCUGCAGUUGCCUGCUCACGUACUGAUUUUGUUCCAAGUAAUAGCUGUGAAAGUACAGCAUCUAUUCCUGUGUGUUCUGCUGUUUCCUGCUCACUUUUGAAUACUGUUCCAAAUAACGGUUGUGAAAGCAUAGAAUCUGUUUCUGUGUAUUCUGAUGUUUCCUGCUCACUUGCUGACACUACUACUAUUGUAGAGAACACACACCAGAUAAUAUCAACAAAACAUGCAGUCAGAUUAGAUGAUAUAUGGACAUAUUUUCAUGCACCAUUUCACAUUAACAAAAAAUUCUUCAGGAUUCAUUCUGGAAAAGUAGUUUGCUCCCUUUGUAAUGAAAAGAUAGAGAGAGACUUACUCGGUGUAAAGACACACAUUUCUAAAUUAAGUCACCUAAAUCGGAUAACUGUAUUACAAAACAUAGAACUGGCAAAUAAGUCCUCAAGUAAACAGAUGUUGAAUAUACCAGGUAUUCUAAACAAUAUUAUUCCUAGAACUCAGUUUAGUUUGACAGACAAUGGUUUUUUUUGUAGUGUUUGCAAAUGUUUCUGCGAAAAUACAAUUGUAUUAAGUCAUAUGACAGGUGCAAGUCAUGGCGAAAAGCUAGAGGAAAUGAGAAAAUCAAUGGAAAGCAAAAUGGAAGCAACUCGGGCAAGAAAAAAAAGGAAGAGAGGAUUACAUCACUUAAGAGCUAUACAGAACUGUCACCAGCAGGCACGUGUUUAAAGGGACACCAUGUGGUAAACUGAAACGAAAAUUAGCAAUGUGAUGAGUGUUUAAGAUUAAGUGAAAACAUCAAAGUGAAAUAGGGAAAAAGUAAACGGAAUAAAUAGCUAUUUAACGAAGAAUGGUGGACUGGUAUAAAGUUUUCAAAUAGGUUGCUUUGGCAGGAGCAAUUUUGAACUUGUUGGGAGGUCUUGACAGUUCAUUUUGGGUUUAUGUACGGAGUUUUAUGUGCUUUUUCCUUACAUAAUAUUUAUUUACCUGUUCCCACACACUUUUAAAGUAAAUAUUAUUUUUUGUUGUUAUCAUAUGUAAGAUUCUGUUUUAAAGCUGAAUUCAUCAUUCAUUCCGUUGUAGUAAUAUUUUCUCUUUCUUAUACAUUUACAUGCCAGCUGUUUACUCAUAUGUCUUGUACAUAUAAUUCUGUUGUUAUCCAUUCAAAAUUUCGCAAUGAGAAAACCAGCUACUUUAGAAAAGAAUGCUCUGGUUCUCUCACACUACUCAAUGCCAUUUUUAUAUAUUACUGAAAAUAAACCAUUUACUUUAGAUAGCCA